AUGGAAGUUGGGACUUUGACGAUGGUUGAAUUGGGUGGGAUUGAAACUGAUACCGAUGCACAACACCCACGUGAACUUCGUGAGGACAUCAAUCUUUAUUCUCGACACACUAUAUGGGUGACGUAUAGGAAAAAUAUGAAGGAGUUGCCAGGAGGGCGGACGAGUGACUCUGGGUGGGGGUGUAUGAUCCGUUCGAUGCAAAUGGCUUUGGCUCAAUCCUUUGUCUCACUAGUCAUGGGCAAUUCCUGGAAGUUCACGAAGACUGGAUUUCAAGUCGAGCGCAACAAAUUUCAUCUGCGGUGUAUCAUCAAUUUGUUUGGGGACGGGCCAGGGUCCCUCUUUUCGAUUCACAACUUAAUAUCACGGUCUACAACAAGAGGCGUUGGUGAUGGGAAGUGGUGGGGGCCUUCUUUUGCAUCGGAAAUAGCUGCAGACCAUUUGAAUACCAUUCACGUCUUUAGAACACGGGGGUAUGUCGCUCGACUGGGAAGAAUAGUGAAACCCGACAUCCUCGACAUUUCUGAAGACAAUGGCAAUAUACUUCCUACUAUCAUUUUUGUCCCUUUAAGACUUGGUCCAGUCAAUGCUGAAGAGGACUUUAGACCAAUACUAAAAAAGGUCUUUGAUAUACCACAGUGCGUCGGGAUGGUUGGGGGAAAACCAAAUUUGGCAUUCUUCUUCCACACCUUUGACGGAAAUUUGUUGUAUUAUUUGGACCCCCAUACAACACAAAAUGCAGUGAGUAUGGACGGCGGGUGGAGCGCCGAGAGUUAUUUCUGUAACGAUGUCAAAAGCAUGAAAUAUAAAAAUUUGGACCCUUCAGUCUCCCUGUUAUUUUUAAUUAAAAAUAAAGACGACUUCAACAAGUUCGAGGACAAUUUUAAAACAGACACUUUUAGUAAAUUGUUUGUCUUCAAAAACGAGAGGGAGGAAAAGGGAAUGGACGAAAUAAUGGCUAUAGAAGACGAUGACGUCGUCAUGCUCGAUAUUUGA
Messenger RNA from Entamoeba invadens IP1, 993 nucleotides. RefSeq names its product cysteine protease atg4, putative. The transcript has a single exon. The record is from RefSeq and is a predicted model, not a curated record. Lineage: Eukaryota; Evosea; Mastigamoebida; Endamoebidae. Bases 1 to 993 code for a protein of 330 amino acids. Gene Ontology annotation, molecular function: protein-phosphatidylethanolamide deconjugating activity.